CUUUCUGUUCGCCGCCGUUCGGUUCGCUUGUUAAUAAAAUACCUGCAGAGGAGCUUGACCGAAAUCGGAUUAGGUGGACUGUGUGAUUGUGAUAACAGCGUGUCAGCGCAAUCGGAGACACAACCGAAAUGGAUAAAUUGUUGCGAUUCUUCAUCAAAUUUCACGGCUAUUGCAUUGCGGUGGCGACCAGUGUUCUGACAGUUUUGUUUACCUCCAUCUUCACCAGCCAUAUGCAACAAGCCAGUUGGGAAGAACUAUACGAUUUACGAUACACUGGCAUUCCGGCACUAGUCUUUGGCAUUGCAUGGAUGGUGGUUAAUUCUUUGCUAAUCAUUGGAAUAUACCAAGAAAGGAAAACGUUUCUUUACCCAUUCACGAUACUGUUUUUGUUCGAACUGCUUCUGGUCAUUUUACGAGACAUCUACUUGAUAGCGAACGAUUUUGCCUGGUACAAGUCGGUGUUUUUUAAUUUCAGUCUUCCGUUUCUUCUGUUCAUUAUCCCAUACGUGAUUUUCACCAUGCUGGCACUGAGGCGGUUGUUCGAUGUGGACCCAAUCACCCGGACGAACGAUAGCUUUGUGCGAUUCGAUCGAAACCCAUCGGCAGAUGCGGACAGACUCAACGGAGUGGUCGCUUUAGGUUGAAAAGUUCUUCGCAUUCUUUUUAUGCCAUUAACUGCCGUAUGUGUUGUCUGUGCAGCAGAUGCAGUGUUAGAAUUUGAUCCUAAGAAACGAUCAAACGAUCCACCCACAAACUUUGCUGUGAAAGGUUACUAGUCUACCACAAAUUUUAUUCUAUGUUAGAAAUAAA
Molecule: messenger RNA, 810 nt
Organism: Sabethes cyaneus
Lineage: Eukaryota; Metazoa; Arthropoda; Insecta; Diptera; Culicidae
Exons: 4
Coding region: 129-644 (171 amino acids)
Source: RefSeq, a predicted model, not a curated record